Molecule: messenger RNA, 5582 nt
Organism: Sphaeramia orbicularis (orbiculate cardinalfish)
Lineage: Eukaryota; Metazoa; Chordata; Actinopteri; Kurtiformes; Apogonidae
Gene: atp8b2
Product: ATPase phospholipid transporting 8B2
Exons: 30
Coding region: 195-4316 (1373 amino acids)
Biological process (GO): phospholipid translocation; Golgi organization
Cellular component (GO): plasma membrane; trans-Golgi network
Molecular function (GO): ATP hydrolysis activity; ATP binding; magnesium ion binding
Source: RefSeq, a predicted model, not a curated record
CCCGGUGCCUGCUUCACCCUCCUACCUCAGUGGCCUUAAAUCAGCGUCAAACCCAAGACCCGAAAUCUCAUCAUCAUCAUCAUCAUCAUCAGCUUGUGGAGCAACGAGGAUGUCUUCAGCACAAACCUCCUCAUAAAGUCAACUAGUUAAGAUAGUCCCAUGGGCCAUAGCAGAAGGAAGCCGGUAGAGUGGAGAUGUUCAGAAAGAGACCUCCUCCAGAGGAGGAGAGAAGGGUCAGAGCCAAUGACAGAGAAUACAAUGAAAAGUUUCAGUAUGCGAGUAAUUGCAUCAUGACAUCUAAGUACAACAUCAUCACCUUUCUGCCCGUCAACCUUUUUGAGCAGUUCCAGGAAGUAGCCAACACCUACUUUCUUUUCCUGCUCAUACUGCAGUUGAUACCUCAGAUCUCCUCCCUGUCCUGGUUCACUACCAUUGUGCCUUUAGCUCUGGUGCUGAGCAUCACUGCAGUAAAGGAUGCCACAGACGACUAUUUUCGUCACAAGAGCGACAACCAAGUGAACAACCGUCAGUCUCAGGUCCUCAUCCGUGGCUCGCUCCAAAAUGAAAAGUGGAUGAACGUUCGAGUGGGUGAUAUUAUUAAACUGGAAAACAACCAGUUUGUGGCAGCUGACCUGCUCCUGUUGUCCAGCAGUGAACCUCACGGGCUCUGUUACAUCGAGACAGCUGAGCUGGACGGAGAGACCAAUAUGAAGGUGCGUCAGUCUGUCUCGGUGACAUCUGAACUCGGAGACCCCAACAACUUGGCUUCAUUCGAUGGUGAGGUAGUGUGUGAGCCCCCCAACAACAAACUAGAUCGGUUCUGUGGCACCCUGUACUGGAGAGAAAAGAAAUACACUCUGACCAACCAGAACAUGCUGCUGCGAGGUUGUGUCCUCCGCAACACUGAGGCCUGUUAUGGUCUGGUCAUCUUUGCAGGCCCAGACACCAAACUGAUGCAGAAUAGUGGUCGCACCAAAUUUAAGCGUACGAGCAUCGAUCGUCUGAUGAACACUCUGGUCCUCUGGAUCUUUGGUUUCCUGGUGUGUAUGGGUGUGAUUCUGGCUGUGGGUAAUGCAGUGUGGGAGAGAGAGGUGGGCUCUUUGUUUCAGAGCUACCUGCCCUGGGACCCUCCUGUAGACAACUUCCUGUUCUCUGCCUUCCUCUCAUUCUGGUCCUAUGUCAUCAUUCUUAACACCGUGGUGCCUAUCUCUCUGUAUGUAAGUGUGGAGGUGAUCAGGCUCGGUCACAGCUACUUCAUCAACUGGGACCAACAGAUGUUUUGCUCACAGUGCAACACAGCAGCUGAAGCCAGGACCACGACUCUGAAUGAGGAGCUGGGCCAGGUUGAAUAUAUCUUCAGUGAUAAAACAGGAACUCUCACGCAGAACAUCAUGAGCUUCAACAAGUGCUCUAUCAACGGACAGACUUAUGGUGAGGUAACAGACCCACUGGGACCUCAGCAGAAGAAACUGGACUUCACUCCCUUCAACCCCCUAGCAGACCCUGAUUUCUGUUUCUAUGACGACACUCUUCUGGAAUCAGUGAAAGUGGGAGACUUGCACACUCAUGAGUUCUUUCGCGUACUUUCUCUUUGUCACACUGUCAUGAGCGAGGAGAAGAGCGAGGGAGAGCUUGUUUACAAAGCUCAGUCUCCAGAUGAGGGCGCUCUAGUGACAGCAGCUCGAAACUUUGGCUUCGUGUUUCGCUCUCGGACACCAGGGACGAUCACCACCACAGAGAUGGGACAAACCGUCACCUACUCACUGCUCGCCAUUCUAGACUUCAACAACAUACGCAAGAGGAUGUCGGUCAUUGUACGUAGCCCCGAGGGAAGGAUCCGUCUGUACUGUAAAGGAGCUGACACUGUGCUCCUGGAAAGGCUCCACCCCUGUAACCAGGAACUGAUGAACAUCACCUCAGACCACCUCAAUGAGUAUGCAGCCGAUGGACUGCGGACCCUGGCCCUGGCCUACAGGGACCUGUCUGAGGACGAGUGGGAGGCGUGGUCAGAGAGUCACCGCUGCGCUGACAAAGCCACCGACUGCAGAGAGGACCGGUUAGCUGCUGCUUAUGAGGAGAUUGAACAAGACAUGAUGCUCCUGGGUGCCACAGCCAUAGAGGACAAACUGCAAGAAGGUGUCCCAGAAACCAUCGCCAUCCUGUCUCUGGCAAAUAUCAAGAUCUGGGUUCUCACUGGAGACAAACAGGAAACAGCUGUCAACAUAGGUUACUCCUGUAAGAUGCUGACAGACGACAUGACUGAGGUGUUUAUCAUAAGUGGACACACGGUUCAGAGUGUACGGCAGGAGCUCAGGAUGGCAAGAGAAAGGAUGAUUGAGUCAUCACGAACAAGAGAAGGAGAGAAAGUGGAGGGAAUGGAAGGGUGGGGGGAGGCCUGUUUUAUGGGGAACGGUUUCAGAGAAGGACAAGAGGAAGAUGAUCCAGAUGUUGAGGGAGGAGGGAAAAAGCUGCGGUGCCCCCCUCCUCCUCCUCAUCCUCCUCCUCCACCACCUCCUGCUUCUCCUCCUCCUGCUUCUCCUUCGCCUCCUUCCAACCUCAUGGACAACAUUUCUGGAGAAUUUGCCCUUGUAAUCAAUGGCCACAGUCUGGCCCAUGCCCUGGAAGCAGACAUGGAGGGAGAGUUUGUGUCCACAGCAUGUGCAUGUAAAGCUGUUAUCUGCUGCAGAGUCACCCCACUGCAGAAGGCUCAGGUGGUGGAGCUCAUCAAGAAACACAAGAAGGCCGUCACUCUGGCUGUAGGAGAUGGAGCUAACGACGUUAGCAUGAUCAAGAGUGCUCAUAUUGGGGUUGGUAUCUCAGGUCAGGAGGGCAUCCAGGCGGUGCUGGCUAGUGACUACUCCUUCUCCCAGUUCCGCUUUCUGCAGCGCCUCCUGCUGGUGCACGGCCGCUGGUCCUACCUGCGGAUGUGUCGCUUCCUCUGCUACUUCUUCUACAAGAACUUUGCCUUCACCAUGGUGCACUUUUGGUUCGGCUUCUUCUGUGGUUUCUCUGCUCAGACGGUGUAUGAUCAGUACUUCAUCACACUCUACAACAUUGUCUACACCUCUCUCCCUGUGCUGGCCAUGGGGAUAUUUGACCAGGAUGUUCCUGACCAAAGGAGUCUGGAGUAUCCUAAACUUUACGAGCCCGGUCAGCUCAACCUGCUCUUCAACAAGAGAGAGUUCUUCAUCUGCAUCACCCAGGGCAUCUACACAUCUGUGGUGCUGUUUUUUGUCCCAUAUGCCGUGCUGUCUAAUGCCACCCAGAGCACCGGAGAGCCUCUCGCUGACUACCAGACAUUCGCUGUCACCACGGCAACCUCCUUAGUCAUUGUGGUCAGUGUACAGAUCGCCCUUGACACUGGCUUCUGGACAAUUAUCAAUCAUGUGUUUGUGUGGGGUUCACUAGGCUCCUACUUCACCAUCAUGUUUGCUCUACACAGUCAGACGCUCUUCAGGAUCUUUCCCAAUCAGUUCCAUUUCGUAGGUAGUGCUCAGAGCACAUUAUUGCAGCCGGUUGUGUGGUUGACUAUUGCACUUGCAACAGCAAUAUGCAUAGUUCCAGUUUUGGCAUUCCGCUUCCUCAAGCUAGACCUCAAACCUCAGCUCUCAGACACGGUGCGUUAUACACAGCUAGUGCGGCAGAAGAAGAGAAAGAUGGUUGGUCGGAACGUGGGAGGUGCCUGGCGUGGAGUGGGCAGCCUGUCAGAGGGUCGUCUGGGUGCUCGCAGCGGUUCCAGGAGGUCAGGCUAUGCCUUUGCCCACCAGGAGGGAUUUGGGGAGCUCAUCACCUCAGGGAAGAACAUGCGGCUCUCAUCUUUGGCCUUGGCCACAUUUGCAUCCAAACACAGUUCCAGCUGGAUCGACACGCUGCGCAGGAAGAAACACACUCACACUCACACUCCUCCCAGCGCCUCGGGGGAGUGCAGCCCAGCACCCAGUUGUGUCUCUGGGUCAGUUCCACCACUUUCAAACUCCUCCUCUGUCCUGGGUGGGUCACAAGACACCCCCAUUGAGGAGGAAACAGACACAGCACCAGCCCAAACUACACAGACUGUUCCCUCUGAAACCCCAGCAACUCCAGCACCUGCUUCAGAAGCAGCCACACCUCCAGGUCCAGCUCAUGCCCACAGCGCCAGCAUCCUCACCCCCGCCGCAGUGAGAGCGCAUGGGGGGGACUCACCUGGAGGUUGGACACUCACUCUGGGGACUGUGCAGGAAGCUCUCUUUGGUUGGAAGGGUAUCACAGCUCGAACCACUGCAUCCAGCAGCCCAAGCCCACCCUGUUCAACCAAGGAAGCCAGCCACGUGGAGUGAAAAUACCAGACUGAAUGGAAGACGUUUGUCCGAUCGUCACUGGCCUUUAAAUUAUUGCACACAAAUAUGGGAAGCAUUACUGAGACCAAUGGAGGACAAAAGUUCAAGGGCCAACUCUAAAAAUGCUUCCCACAGUGCUCUUCUCUCUGAGAUUUUCUGUUUCCUGACUGACACGUGUUAAAAUAAAUCUUUUAAAUCUUAGUCAUAUGAGGAAGUGACACAUCAUGGUGACACAGCCCUCUCUGACUUCAAAUUAAAAUGUAAUGUCGAGAUCAUUUUUCCCUCAACAUAUGAUGACUGUGUUAAUUUAUGAGUGAUAUAACAUCAUAAAUGAAGGGCAGCAGUAGGUGCAGAAACAGAUGGCAGGAUAACGUAUAGUUUCUUGUAAGAAGGUACAACAGAUUGUGCCCACCAGUCAUUUUCCUAUUAGCCUCACAGCGAAAUCACAAAAUGUGUGGAUAUCAGAAUGAUGACAUUGUCGGUCAGUGAGGUGGAGGCAUUAUCAGCUGUACAUGUUCUUGUUUUUGAUGACAAAAAAUGAUACACUUGGGCCUUUAGGUAUGUUCAUUCUAGUUCUCAGUGAGAACGGUUCUUUAAUUUACAGAGCCCAGCACGACUAUCUUGUGCCCCUUUUCUCUCUCUGGUUUGUUUUCUUUUUCUUUUUGCUACACUGUUUUCUUUUCCUUUGGGUGCAUCAUAUUGAUGUGUUUAUAACGGCCAGUUGUCAGUGCUUUCCCAACAAGAGCCCGUACCACUGAUGUCCAGUAUUGUAGCACCACAGUGAAACAUGAACAAAAAGACAAACUGCCACUGGCUUAUUGAAGGCAGUUUGUUGAAUCCUUAGUUGUACCUGUUGUCACUUUGUGUGUGAAUAUCUGUACUCAUUCAUAUAUAUUACGCUGUAGCUGCACCUCAAUAAAGUGGUGUCACUUUUUUGUUUUGCUCAAGAAUGAAGAUAAGAUGUUCUGGGAUAAUCAUGCCUUAAUAUUUCCAAAACAUUGGUCUUUCUGGUUCUUCAAGUGUCAUUAGGCUUUGCUUUACUGAAAUAGCAAAACACAUAAUAAUUUUCACAAAAUGCUCUUGGAUAGAACAAGAAAAAUAUAAAGACUGAAACCAGAGGGAAUAAGCAUGACCUGAGAUCUGACCCUGUAAAUGCAACACAAUGUCAUGAUCUGCAAAAACAUGGCCCAAAAAGAAAAAGUACCUUACAGUGUUUGACAUGUGUGAGGUGAGGUCUUCAAUGGUGAUUAAUAAACUUGUCUCUUU